Molecule: messenger RNA, 1177 nt
Organism: Ipomoea triloba (trilobed morning glory)
Lineage: Eukaryota; Viridiplantae; Streptophyta; Magnoliopsida; Solanales; Convolvulaceae
Exons: 1
Coding region: 426-851 (141 amino acids)
Source: RefSeq, a predicted model, not a curated record
UAUGGUUCGGUUGCGUCAUUAGUUACAGCUAAACCAAUUUUUUUUUUUUAAAUCAUUAUAUUAAUGAGCAAUAUAGAUGGUUUGAUGAACUUCAACGACGGCGCGGCAGUAGCAGGGCGUAGUUUAUUCAUCCCAUGGGGGACCAGCAAGCAGCCAGCUUAAGAUGAUGCGUUUGUUAGAGGGUAAUAGAAACCGUUGCCUUUUGUCUGAAUAUUAAAGCCUAGCGUUUCUAGUAAAUUCUAUAGCAAUCAUAGCUCCUCCAAAAACUCGGCGAAAUAACCGCUGGCUCCAUGUGCUGUUUCUUCCCUAUUCUCUCUAUAUAUAUUCCCCACCCUCAGCGUUUUCUUGGAAUAAUUAACUAACAUACAGCUAACUACAUACUUGGGUGGUCAUUAGUUUCGAUCUGUUCUUGAACAUUAAUCUUGAUGGGAAAUUGCAUGGCGAGAAAAGCAGUUAUGGUUGGAGAAGAUGAGAAGAAGAAGAAGAACGAGGCGCCAAUAAGAGAUGAAGGAAAAUCUGAAGAGGAAUGCAGAAAAUCAUCGACGAAAGAGGGAACGAAGCAGAAAAAAGCAGUUAGGUUUAGGGUGGACGACGAAGAAGAAAGGAGAAAAUUAGGGGUUGUGAGGAUUAGGCUUGUGGUGACGCGGGAGGAGCUGCGACAAAUCUUGAAUGGGGAGGACUCGGGGUAUUCUACUUCCUCCGAGGAAUUGCUGGCAGCUAUCAAGUUAGGGAGUAGAAGAAGAAGAACAAGUAGCAGAAUACGCAUGGAUGAUCAACGUUUUUCAUCGAGUGAUGGAGAUAUGGAGUCGAGAAAAUGGAGACCAGCACUGGAAAGCAUCCCAGAGUUCUGACUACCUCUAUUUGGUAUUGAUGUUUAAUGUGGUAUUUGGAACUUAUGUAGUUAUGUUGGUUCUCAUUGUAUACUGCUUUUUUUUUUUCAAGUUUAGCUAGUUUUCCAGUAUUUUUGUAAUUACUGUACAUAUGUAUGUGGGUAAUUUAUGUCAACACCCAUCUGGCAGCAAUUCAUUAAAUUACUGGAUACGGUUAAUUAUUCAUUACAUGACUACACACAAUGCAGGGAAACAUGAUACUCCGUAUAACUUAUUCAAGAGCUGAAUGUUGUAUAGCAAAUCAAUUCAUUACAUUCUGAACUCAAAAUUUAAACAAUUAAGUACAA